Messenger RNA from Parnassius apollo (apollo), 564 nucleotides. Lineage: Eukaryota; Metazoa; Arthropoda; Insecta; Lepidoptera; Papilionidae. The record is from the annotation of a GenBank genome assembly.
AUGACUAUUUAUAAUAACUUAUCUCUUCAGUCGGAAGACGCGGUAAACAAAGUAAUCAGGACAAACGCGGAGGAUAUUCCUGAGGAAUGGGCACCGUGGAAUCUUGUGGUUUGCACGAAAAAUCCAAACGCGCCACCUCCCGUUGCGGUCAGAACUCCUGGACCGGCUUGGGACAUAGGCCAGGUCACCAAAGCCGCUCGUCUACUUUUCAAACCACCAAUGGAAGUUGAGUUUGCUGAUGAACAAGAAAUGCGCUGCGUUUAUUCCCUCAUUUAUGAUGUAUUUAGAUAUAAGUCCAUACUAGACCAGGCUAUCGAGGGAGUCGCUUUUUUUGAAGACUUUCCGCAGUUUGCCGAACAUCAUCACAUCGUAUGGUUAUUUCUUAUGGAGCUGGCACGGCGCAAAUGGACCGCUAGGACAAGAGAGGAACUGGAACGAACUGCAAAACUUCUCAACGAAGCUGGGUUCCCUUUCAAAGACAUUGAGAAUGUGAUUUGGGAGCAGAGAGUACAUUUUGCGGCAGCCAUCGCCAGGAUUCGCAUUAAGAAUAGAGCCUACUCGUAA